GGCCUCUGCCGAGAACCAGGCAGCCCCGGCACAGGAGACACGCGAAGCCGGUGCAGGGAUGGAUCGUGCCAAGCAGGCUUUCGAGCAAGAGAAGGCCAGGAAAGCGGCGGCACUGGAACGGGCCCGGGCGGCCCGUGCAGAGGCUCGGGGCGAAGGCCCUGUGGAUGCUUCCGAAGGCCGGUCAAAGGAAGAGGAGGCUCCGCCGGACUCCAGCAUCGAGAAGGCUCGGAAGGCUUUCGCCGAAGAGAAAGCUCGCAAGGCAGCAGCGCUGGACAAAGCCCGGGCAGCGAUGGCUGCAGCACAGAAUCAGGAUGAAUCCAACCAGGACACCGGUGUGGACAGAGCGAAGCAGGCCUUCGAGGAGGAGAAAGCCCGGAAAGCAGCAGCUUUGGAGCGGGCCAGGAGGGCAAGGGCCGCCGAGACCAGCCAGCCGAACGGAGUAGAGGCACCGCAGGACAUGGGCGCCAAGAGCGAUGUGGGCAUGGACCGGGCCAGACAGGCCUUUGAGGAGGAGAAGGCUCGCAAAGCAGCCGCCCUGGAGCGAGCCAGGAGGGCCUCCGCCGAGAACCAGGGAGCCACGGCCACCCCCCAGGACACUCGCCAAGGGGCCGCCGCAGGAAUGGAUCGCGCCAAGCAGGCUUUCGAGCAGGAGAAGGCCAGGAAGGCAGCGGCACUGGAACGGGCCCGCGCGAGGGUGCGGGAAGCCGGCCAGGCAGACCCAUCGGAAGGCCAGUCGAAGGAGGACGAGGCUCCACCGGAUUCCAGCAUCGAGAAGGCUCGGAAGGCUUUCGCCGACGAGAAAGCUCGCAAGGCCGCAGCGCUGGACAAAGCCCGGGCAGCCCGCGCUGCAGCACAGGGCCAGGACGGAUCCAACCACGACGGCGGUGUGGACAGGGCGAAGCAGGCCUUCGAGGAAGAGAAAGCCAGGAAAGCAGCAGCUUUGGACCGGGCCCGGAGGGCGGCCGCCGAGAAUGGCCACCCCAGCCGUGGUGGGGCGGAUAUGCGGCAGGAUUUGGGUGCCAAGGGCGACUUGGGCAUGGACCGUGCAAGACAGGCCUUUGAGGAGGAGAAGGCUCGCAAAGCAGCCGCCCUGGAGCGAGCCAGGAGGGCCUCCGCCGAGAGCCAGGGAGCCAUGCCCCAGGACACUCGGCAAGCGGCUGCAGGGAUGGACCGCGCCAAGCAGGCUUUUGAGCAGGAGAAGGCGAGGAAAGCAGCCGCGCUGGAACGGGCCCGCGCGAGGGCACGUGCAGCCGGCCAGGCAGAUCCUUCCGAAGGCCUUGGGCUUGGUCCCAACGCGGGCCUCGGAAAGGGCCGGGGACGUGGCCUCGGCGGAGGCUUCGGGAGCUGGCAGCUUGGCCGAGGUGGCCUUGGAGCUCGUGGCCUCAACGGCGGUGGCCGCGGCGGCUUUGGUCGGGGAAUGUUCGGUGGCUGGGCCGGUGGCGCUCAGGCGCUGUCUCCAGGUGUCCUUGUCCGUCUUUACGGGCUUAAGGCAAAGCCCGAGCUCAACGGCAUGAUCGGAAACUGCAUUUCCUUCGACAAGGGCAAGGGAAGAUGGCAGGUCCGCUUGGAAGAUAGACCUGGCGCAGAUAUGCUCUUCAAGGAGGACAACUUGCAGCCUGUGAGUGUGGACGAGUACGAGGCAGCCCAGGCAGCCGCCGAGGGUAUGGACUCACGACUGGCAGACAAGCUCCAGUGUCCUGCAGGGUAUCCGAUGGUGGUCGAAAUCGCAGCCGAAGUUUACGAAUGUGAUGUGUGUGAAGCGGAUAUCGAAGUCAGCACCAAGUUCCUGUACUGCGAGCGGUCUGACUAUGCAAUCUGCGAGACGUGCGCUGUAGAAAUGCUUCGAAGAGAAGCCUUGAAAGCUUGA
Symbiodinium sp. CCMP2456 is the source of this 1867-nucleotide messenger RNA. The record is from the annotation of a GenBank genome assembly. Lineage: Eukaryota; Dinophyceae; Suessiales; Symbiodiniaceae.